AUGAUGCCAACACCUCUCGUGCCUGCUUCAAUUCUUCUUACAAUUAUCUUCGCUUUACCAACUGGUAUUAUUACAGCAAUAACAAAUAUGACAAUCACUGCUCUUGGCGCAACUGAUUUUCUAGGUAGUCUAAUUCUAUUGGGUAAUCCUAUUGGUUAUCUUACAUUCCGUACAUUUACACAUACAUGUCAAAAUCAAAUUUUAAUUUAUUUGACGAAUAUUAAAAUUGGUCAUUAUAUGAAAAUUCCACCUCGGAUCGUGUUUUCUUUAUUUAUUAUAGCUUCGAUUAUUACUAGUAUAAUUCAAUAUAUAACUUCAAUAUAUCUUCUUAACAAUGUACCACAUAUUUGUACAUCAAACAAUCCUGCAUGGAGAUGUUUGGCUCUUCAUGCUACUCAUACAGCAUCAAUUGUAUAUGGUGCAACUGGAUCAUUCAUUUGGAAUUCACAAUACUCUUCAAUGCUUUAUGGAUUAUUAAUUGGUGCUAUAUUACCUAUAUUAAGUUGGUUUUUAUGGAAAGCAUUUCCUCGUAUUAAAUGGUUAGCAUUAAUUAAUUUUCCGAUUUUUUUUAUGGCUACAAUAAUGUUACCUCCUGCUCCAGCUGCUGAAUAUCCAUCAUGGUUUUUAGUUGGAUUUAUUUUUAAUUUUAUUUUAUAUCGUUAUGCACAUAAUUGGUGGGAAAAAUAUGCAUAUAUAUUUUCAAUUGCAAUGAGUUGUGGAGUAGCUAUAUGUGGUUUUGUUAUAUUUUUUGCAUUUCAACUUCAUUCUUCGUCUUUUCCUCAAUGGUGGGGUUUAGGAGGGAUAAAUGGAGAUGGAUGUCCUUUAGAUGGCGCAAACUUUUCAGGUGUUAUUCCGACCGAUAGAUAUAUCUGA
This is a messenger RNA of Rotaria sp. Silwood1, 873 nucleotides long. NCBI's taxonomy places the organism in Eukaryota, Metazoa, Rotifera, Eurotatoria, Philodinida, Philodinidae. The record is from the annotation of a GenBank genome assembly.